Molecule: messenger RNA, 888 nt
Organism: Tribolium madens (black flour beetle)
Lineage: Eukaryota; Metazoa; Arthropoda; Insecta; Coleoptera; Tenebrionidae
Product: follicle-stimulating hormone receptor-like
Exons: 1
Coding region: 1-888 (295 amino acids)
Biological process (GO): sensory perception of taste; phospholipase C-activating G protein-coupled receptor signaling pathway
Cellular component (GO): heterotrimeric G-protein complex
Molecular function (GO): G-protein beta-subunit binding
Source: RefSeq, a predicted model, not a curated record
AUGGUUUUUGUUAACUUUCAAUUAUUUUUAACCACAGUUGUGACCUGUUCACAUUUAAUUGAAGGAGUGAAAUACACAAUAACAGUGGGUGGUGAAACAAUCCGUCGAAAUGAAGAUAAAAUCACAAGUGUGGAAAACGCGAAAAAAUUGAUAAUUGAAGAUGAGUUUGAAGUUUUUGGGAAAAAUUUGUUAGAAGUCCGAGAGAAAACUUCGAUUUUUAUUAUGGAUACAAACUACAAGUUGAAGAGAAUUCAAAGUGACGCUUUUGUCGAUCAGGAAAUCACUGAAACUAUUGUGAUUGCCAACAGCGAAUUGAAAGUGAUCGAAACUGGGACUUUCAGAAAUUUAGGAAUUUUUGAACUUAUACUUAAACAAAAUGAAAUCAUUUAUUUGCAAAACGAAGCCAUUGUUGACUUACCCAAUUUGGAAAUUAUCAAUUUAUCGAAUAAUCGAAUUGUGGAAAUUUUUGAAAAUUCGAUUAUUUCAGCGCCGGCUAUCUAUCUGGACAUGGCUUUUAAUCGGCUGAAAAAAGUGGGUCCGAAUUGGUUCCGUUUCAUGAACAGUGAAAAACCGGUAACAAUUUUAUUGGAUAAUAACAAAAUCGAAAACGUUGAUUGUUUGAGUUUCAACGAUGUUAUGUUGGAGACACUUAAUUUGAGGAGGAACAGAAUUGAGGAGUUGCCAAGUGGGGUUUUUGAGGGUCAUACUCUGGUUAGAGUAUAUUUGCAAGACAAUAGAUUGGAAAAUUUGCCGGGGAGUUUCUUCCAGUUGAAUCAUUUGACUCUUGGGAUUUUCACGGGAAAUCCACUCGACUGCCCCACUCAGAGGCGGUUAAAGAGGUUGGAUGAGGAGUCACCGACCAAAAUAAUUUUCCAAUAUAAUUGUUAA